Messenger RNA from Ipomoea nil (Japanese morning glory), 1350 nucleotides. RefSeq names its product RING finger protein 44-like. The record is from RefSeq and is a predicted model, not a curated record. The coding region runs from base 182 to 1240 and encodes 352 amino acids. The transcript is spliced from 3 exons. Gene Ontology annotation, molecular function: ubiquitin protein ligase activity. NCBI's taxonomy places the organism in Eukaryota, Viridiplantae, Streptophyta, Magnoliopsida, Solanales, Convolvulaceae. Gene Ontology annotation, biological process: ubiquitin-dependent protein catabolic process.
CAGAAGAUGGCCACCACAAAAGGACAGUCUUUUCAUUCAAAAAGGAAUAUCUUUUCAGCUAGAACCUAAUAAACAAUGGUUUGAGACUUUGAGUUGUGCCUAAGAGGCUAAGAGCCCCAACCAAAUUCUUGAUCGGUUUUCGUCGAGAAGUUGCUGCUUGAACCGAAGGAUCUUAGGGAACAUGAGCGGCAGUAGUGGCGGUGGGAGUGGCCAUUAUUAUGACUAUAUGCCAGAUCAGGUUCAGAGAUAUGUGCAGAGAGAUGAGUUUGAGAGUGUCCAUGGUAUUCCUAGUCGGUACAACUGGAACAGAUCGCAGCCUGGAUUUCCUCCGGUUGAAGAGCCUGGUAAUCAGUACAACUGGAACAGACCGCAACCUGGAUUUCAUCACUCUCGGCUAGAAGAGCCUGGUAAUCAGUACAACCGGAACAGAAUUCAAACCAGAUUACCUCACUGGGAAGAGGCUCCAUCCUUCCCGAGCCAGGACCCAGGCUAUCCUCGAAGGUUUCCAAAUCCAAGGAGACCCAUCGGAGCGCCUCUCAGAUUCAACAGCAUUCAAUCAGGAAAUAGGCCACCAGCCCCGCCACGCCCCCCAAUCCGAGUUGUUGUUCUUGAAGACAGCGUGUCAGCAAACGCUUGGCAAACUCAAUUGGCUCGACUGGAUCACUCUCCUCCUUCUCGUUCUCCUCCUCCUCCUCCUUUCCGCCUGUUCAUGCAGCAGCGCGAAGACGAUAAUCCUCAGUCCUCGACCAACGAAUCCAAGCUAACCACAGACGAGCAGCACAAGGUGUUAGCUAAGCUCAGGAAAGAAAUUUACAACCCCGCAACACCUCUCCCGAACCUCUACUUCAGGGACAGGAACCGCAACACCACACAGACACAGGAGGCGUCAAAGGACAAAGACGAGAACUGGAAGAGGUGCGCGGUUUGCCUGGAAGAUUUCGAGGCCCGGGAAGUCGUCACUCUCACUCCCUGCAACCACAUGUUUCACGAGGACUGCAUUGUCCCCUGGGUGAAGAACCACGGGCUGUGCCCUGUCUGCCGCUUCGCCAUUUGUGAGAGGCUCAAGGAGAAUGCUGCCCCGCCUGCGCCUCCAAGACGCACCGGGGUUCCUCCACCUCGCCGUCUCCUUCCUCCCCCGCCUCCGGCUCGUGAUAACGACAUGCUUGCCAUAAUGAGAGCACUUGUGUUGGAGGAUGACUAUGAGUUGCAGAACAUGAUACCUGCUCUGUUGGGAAGAUAAGCAGAGAAGAUGUAAACAAAUAAAUCAAUAUCUUGAAUUUACUUCCAAAAUUUGAACAAGUAUGCAAUACUAAAUCCCCAAGAAUAAAAUAAGAAUACUAUUUAAGUUCA